UCUCUCUUCUCUCUUUGUCGGCUAGUGGUGGUACAACGAUGUCUCUCUUGGAUCAGACAAGACUAGACCAACAAACUUACGCUACUACAGUCACGUGGUAACAGGCAAAGUUUAUAAAAAGCCAACAGGCUGUGCCGUCCCCUUCAGAAGCAACAUUAAAAUCGCUUUAUUAAUUAACGCAGAGCAAGAGAAGCAAGACAUUUUUAUUGACUAUAAACAAAUGUUGAUCUGCUGAGGAGUAUCAAGAUGUAACGAGGAUGACAAUGAUGACAAGAUCAACAAUAACAACGAAAAGAACAUCCACAACAGCUGAACUUAAUGUUGCUUGACUAAGAAGAAAGUAAACAGAAAAAACAACAACAAGGAGUUUACAAAUUACACAUCGGAAUAACCAUUUGAGGGCAUUAUCAACAACAUAGACAACUUCGUUACCCUUAUUAUUGAACAAUGGAUCGUAAGAGAAUAAAGAUGAAUGGAAGGUUGACCGCUACUAAAGUGGAACUUAAUUAUAGCGCUUGGAGUGGAAAUUCGUCUUUUUACCAAGGAGAUUAUAUGGAUGAGACUUCUAUUAAUCACCAGUUUGGAUCUGAUAGAAAUAUUAACAAGAAAGAUUGUCUUUAUAAUAGAUACUUUAAUGCUAGAAUCAAUUGUUUUUGGUUGUUGACAGUUCUUAUCUGUGUUUUCUCAAACUUCGUGUGUCGAGUACACUGUGUUUCGUCAACAACUGCUGAGACUAUUUAUAGUACAGCUACCAGCAGAAAUAUAACGAUGACAACAUCGUAUUCACAGCCGAAUCAAACAUCUGAUCAAUAUGAGCAGUCUACUAAACCAGCAACCCUGGUAAAAUCAUCCGACAAGCAGCCAGUGUCCAAACAUCGAGCUCAGUCAACGCAAUACGAACCAGAUAAAGUACGCCCUAAAGAUCGUCUCAACAAAUUUCAUCAACGACAACAACAGCGAAAACAGAAAGAGUUAAGGACCAAGUUGACAACAGAAACAUAUACAACUCAGACAACUGCAUCGACAGAAGUCCCGACGACUCAAACUACACAAAAAGCUCAGUCAACUGAAGGAACCAAAGAGACUGAAACACCUCAAACAACUUCUAAAACCCGAAAGCCUCAAACAACUUCUAAAACCCGAAAGCCUCAAACAACCCCUAAACCUGAAAAACCUCAAACAAUCGAAACAUCGCAAGUCGUUCAAACACAAAGAGUAGAAAAGACAACACAGACGAUAGUGGAAAAAAAGGAAACCCAAACAAGCGAAAAACCCCAAACAACUGAAAGAACACGGACAACUCUGAAAGAGAGAAUAACAGAAAAACUGAACACAGUUCCCCGGACAUCGCAGAAACCCCAGACAACCCUUAAAACAACUGAAAAAACUCGGACAACAGAUAGCAAGAAAGAAUUACCGGAAAUAACAAAAAAGCAGACUGUAAAAGUAACCCCGACGACAGAAACAACUGAAAGGGCGGAAGAAACAAAACAAGGUGUCACAACACCGACUAAUACCGACAAACGAAUACCAACAACUUCGGCUACAGACGCAGACGAUGAUCAGUGUCCAGAAAACUCAAUGGCUUACUAUAAUAUAACGUUUGUACCUCUUUGGUCAAGUAGAAGAUUCCCAAAGAUGUAUCCUAUGUACCGACCGCAUGCACAGUGGUCAAAAACAAUCGGACGCACACACGACCACAAUUACACGAUGUGGAAGAUUGGUUCUUACGCAAGUGUCAAAGUGAAGAGCUUCGCCGAAACAGGAGUGUCCACAGAUUUUGAUAGUGAAGUGCAAGGUCACGAAGGUGUCCUUGAUGCAUUUAAUCUGCCAGCCAUAGGAAAAGGUUUUGGUCAAUCUCAAGGAAGCAUGUUCGUAGAUUCUGCUCAUCCUCUUGUUUCUUUUAUAGUAAAGAUAAUUCCGAGCCCUGACUGGUUCGUUGGAGUUAGUUCUUUAAACCUCUGCUCUAAGAAGAAAUGGAAGAAAAAAGUGAUCAUGAAAUUGUUUCCGGUUGAUGCUGGUACCGACAUCGGAUUGACAUUUACGUCACCCAAUUGGCCUGCUUAUCCUCCUGAAAAAAUCAAUAGGAUCACUUCUUCAUUUCCUAAUCACGAAGCCAGUUCGUUCCACUAUAAAAGUCUCAAAAAGUUACCUCGUAUAGCUUACGCAACUUUCUAUAAAGUCGAGGAAUACAGAAGUAUUUUUAAGCGGACGAAGCCUUAUAAAUCACGUCUUCCAAGUCUUAUGGAUAGGUUACCUCCCCUUGUUAACAAACCAUCAGUUGCAAAUCACCCUUAUAAGCCAUCAACGAAUGCACAGACUGGUGAACAACCAGCCAAGUCUUAUACCGAAACAGUAUCAUCACCGCUUGAUGAUGACAGUGAGGAGGAUUUCGGCAACAUUACAAAUCUACUUGCAGUUGCUGAAAACGAACCAGCGAUACCUCUCGACUGUCAAGUGAGCAACUGGGGUGAAUGGGGUCCCUGCUCGAAAACCUGUGGAUUUGGACGACGGGAACGGUUCCGAUUUGUCACUCAAGAACGAAAGAAUAAUGGUUACUUAUGCCCUCAACUGAAAGAGGAAGCGCUCUGUGGUAGCAUGAGAAACUGCCAAUGGAAAUACUUCAAACCAUUUCUCAGUAUUGCACAGAAACGUACAGCCCGAACGCCUGGCACCGCGAACGUUAAGAAGGCUUCGGAGCAAAAGAAACAUUAGAGAGAGAGAGAGAGAGAAGAAACGCUGUGAAUUAUUAACAUUACUUUUAUUGUCAUCAUUAUUAUCACCAUCAUUGUUGGAUUGGUGGAAUUAGUAGAGCUUUGUUGUAUUUAGUCACGCCUUUUUUACCUUUUGAGUUCAGUAUUCCACCGAGGUCAACUUUGCCUUUCGUCCUUCUGGGGGUUCGAUAAAAUAAAUUACCAGUCAAGUACUAGGAUAGAUUUCCCUCCCCAACAAAUAUAAGAGGUCUCGUUCGUAUACAAGAAAGCAUGGAUCUGCUUAUAGUUGUUUUUUUUCUUUCUGUUACGUGAAGUGGUCGAACAAAUGAUUUGCAGUGUUUAGUUUCCUCCCUUUUACGUUCUGAGAAUACUGCUGAGGUAGUCUUAGCUAUUAACCCUUCCGGAAUCGUUAAAAUAAAUACCAGACAAGCAGUGAGGUCGAUCUAUAGUAGAAUCGAUUGAGUAUCGGAAAAGAAUUGUUUAUUCUCGGCCCUUUAGCUUCUAAGCUCCAAUUCUGCCUGAGAUCAACGUCUUAAUCAAGUAUCGGAGUCGAUUUAAUAUUCUGAUAGAACCUCCUAGGCGUAACUGGAAGAGGGCGUUUUCCUUUUUUAGAAGAGGGGCGUUUUCCUUUUCUCUGCCACAAAAAUAUUCCCGAUUCUGAGUUCAAAUCCAGUGAGGGAUUUUUUCUUUCCAUUCUUACUUUCUUUACCGUUUAUCUUUUACUUGUUUCACUCUUUAGACUGCAGCCAUGCUGGGGCAUCACCUUGAAGAAUUUUUAGUUGUAUGAAUCGACUCCAGUACCUUUAAAAAAAAAGAAGCCUGGUAUUUAUUCUAUCAGCAUCUUUAGCCGUUCAGGGACGUAAACAAUCUUUCGGAGUCGAUAAAAUAAAGUACGAAACAAGUGCGAACCAAUUGUAUCGAUUAACCUUCUCUCUCCAAAAUUGCUGAAUUUGUGUCUAGCAAAGGCGGCGAAGUAGCAGAAUCGAUUACGCUUCGGACAUAAUUCUUACAAUUCUUCUCGCUCUUUAUGGCCUGAGUUCAAAUUCCGCCGUGGAUUAACUUUCCCAGUCAUCCUUUGGGAAUCGAUAAAAUUAAAUACCAGUCAAAGACUGGGGUCGAUGUAAUCGACUGCCCUCCCACCGAAAAUUUCAGGCCUCGUGCCAAUAGUAGAAAUGACUGACAGAGUCGUUAGCACGCCGGACAAAAUGCUUAGCAGCAUUUCGUCCGUCUGCACGUUCUGAGUUCAAAAUUCCGCCGAGGUCGACUUUGCCUUUCAACCUUUCGGGGUCGAUAAGUUAAGUACCAGUAAAAUACUGGGAUCGAUGUAAUCGACUUACCCCUCCCCCCAAAACUUCAGGCUUUCUUUAUGCCUAUAGUAGAAACGAGUAGUAGUAGUAGUAGGAGGAGGAGGAGGAGGAGUAGUAGUAGUAGUAGUAGGAGUAGUAGUAGUAGUAGUUGAGCUGGUAGAAUCGUUAGCACGCCGGGUGAAACGCUUAGCGGUAUUUCGUCUGCCGUUACGUUCUGAGUUCAAAUUCCGCCGAAAACGACUUUGCCUUUCAUCUUUUCGGGAUCGAUAAAUUAAGUACCAGUGAAAGACUGGGGUCGAUGUAAUCGAUUUGCCCCCUCCCCCAAAAUUUCAGGCCUUUCUUGUGCCUAUAGUAGUAGUAGUAGUAGUAGAUUCAUAUAAGUUUUUUUUCAGGGCACCACAAGAUGCACAUCUGUUUUUAGGUUAUGUGCAGUACUGUAUUGGAACAGCAGCUUUGAACCAUUGCUGGUUUUUAAAUUAGUGCAUUUUGUUUUUUGCCUCGAGAAGGUCAUUUUGCCAAUAAUAAACACACGCACGGGUUCUAGUUCACUUCUUUAUUCUUAUUCUUAUUAGUCUAUCGAUCAACCAGUUAACUAAGCGAUUGUCUGAUCAGUCGUUCGCUAACAGGAUAUUUACCAUGGAAAUAUUUUUUUUUCCAUUCUUGCUUCUUUUAUCUCUUACUUGUUUCAGUCUUUAGACUGUGGCCAUACUGGGGCAUCACCUUGAACAAUUUUUAGUCGAAUGAAUCGAUCCCAGUACUUUUUUUUAAAAGCCUGGUACUUAUUCUAUCAGAUUCUUUUGCCGAACUGCUAAGUUACGGAGACGUAAACACACCAACUCUGGUUGUCAAGCAGUGUUGGGGCUAAAAAGAUGGAUACAAGCACACACAAAUAUAAAUACAUAUAUAUACUUAAAUACAUAUGCACAUACAUACGACGGGCUUCUUUCAGUUUCCUUCCACCAAAUCCACUCAAGGAUUUGGUCGGCCGAGGCAAGAGUAGAAAACAUUUACCCCAGGUGCCACGCAAUGGGAAUGAACCCGGAACCAUGUGGUUGGGAAGCAAACUUCUUACCACACAGCCACGACUGCGCCUAUGGUAAUUCAUUUCAUCGUCCCCGCAGUGAUGAAAAUCAAAACUGACCUAAAUGGGAAUUGAACUCAAAACGCAGACUACCGAGACUAAAUACUGCAAGGCACUUUGUCCGAUGGCUUAACGACUGCCAAUCCACUGCUCUGCUUACUUUACAUAAUAAAAUCAUUCUAUUUGUUG
Octopus bimaculoides (California two-spot octopus) is the source of this 5291-nucleotide messenger RNA. RefSeq lists its product as uncharacterized. The record is from RefSeq and is a predicted model, not a curated record. Lineage: Eukaryota; Metazoa; Mollusca; Cephalopoda; Octopoda; Octopodidae.